AUGGGGGGGGAUUGUAUCAGAAUCUAACGUGUCGUUAAUAGAAAGAAGAACAGGCAAGAAGGGUCCAGCCGACCAAGUUGCAGAUCUGAUCUCUUCUGAACACCUCAUCGUGUCUCCAACCCUGGGACUCUGACCCCAGCAGCUGGACCACUUGUGCUUGGAAUUUGGGGUGUCCUCUCUUCUCACCUUCCACUUCUCCCCUCCCCCUUCUGAGAACUCCUAAAGACCGUAGGAUUGUCAUGGAGUCCAGGGAAAUCUUAAGCAGCUCUCGGCAAAGAGGAGGCGAGUCCGAAUUCCUGCCGGUCUCCUCUGCCAAGCCCCCGGCUGCUCCGGGCUGCGCAGGGGAAACUUUGCUCUCUGCUCCAGGGCCUGGGAAGGGGAUUCCGGUGGGAGGAGAACGUAUGGAGCCAGAGGAGGAGGAUGAACUGGGCUCAGGGCGGGAUGUGGAUUCCAACUCCAAUGCUGACAGUGAGAAAUGGGUGGCAGGAGACGGUCUGGAGGAGCAGGAAUUUUCUAUCAAGGAGGCAAACUUCACAGAAGGAAGCCUGAAGCUGAAGAUUCAGACCACUAAGCGGGCAAAGAAACCCCCAAAGAAUCUGGAGAACUACAUAUGCCCACCUGAGAUCAAGAUCACCAUCAAGCAGUCUGGGGACCAGAAAGUGUCCCGCGCUGGGAAAAAUAGCAAAGCAACGAAGGAGGAAGAAAGAAGCCACUCCAAAAAGAAGAUCCUCACAGCCAGUGACCUUGCAGCCAGCGACCUCAAAGGAUUUCAGCCACAGGCUUACGAGAGGCCCCAGAAACAUUCAGCUCUCCAUUAUGACACAGGCCUCCCACAGGACUUCACCGGUGACACCUUAAAACCAAAGCACCAGCAAAAAAGCAGCAGCCAGAACCACAUGGAAUGGUCCACCAACUCCGACAGCGGACCCACCACUCAGAAUUGCUUCUUGAGUCCAGAGUCUGGCAGAGAAACUGUAAGCACCAGCAAGAUCCCAGCCCUUGAGCCCGUGGCCUCCUUUGCAAAGGCCCAGGGUAAGAAAGGCAGCACCGGGAGCACAUGGACUCAGUUGUCCAACAACAGCAAAGAUCUGCUCUUGGGAGCCAUGGCUCCAUCUCCAAGCAGCCACAGUUCUCCAGCACCACCCAGCAACUCUGUCGAGGGCAAUGGGCUUCAACCCUUGGUGGAUCAAGAGGGAGGAGGUACAAAGGAACCUCCAGAACCACCCACCAUGGGCAACAAGAAAAAGUCCAGUAAAAAAGAUGUGAUAAGUCAGACCAUACCAAACCCAGACCUGGAUUGGGUCAAGAAUGCCCAGAAAGCAUUUGACAAUGCCGAAGGGAAAAGGGAAGGCUAUUCUACAGACAGUGCCCAAGAGGCAUCCCCGACCAGGCAGAGCAUGAGUUCUAUCGGUAAUCCAGAAAAUGACCCAAGUCAUGUCCGGAUCACCAUCCCCAUCAAGACCCCCUCCCUAGAUUCAACCAGUCAUAAGAGGAAAAAGAGGCAGUCUAUGAAGACAGUGGUGGAAAAGAUCAUCCCAGAGAAAGCACUGGCUUCCAGCAUUACAAUGAGCAGUGAAGUCAUGAACAGGAUACUUUCCAACUCUGAGGGGAAUAAGAAGGAUCCCCGUGUCCCUAAGUUGGGUAAAAUGAUAGAGACUGAAUCUCCCUCUGUUGGCCUUGAAAGUGGUGGAAAUACAGAAAAAGUAGUCCCAGGAAGUGUGUCCAAGCAGCGGAAGCCACCCCUGAUCAUGACGCCUCCAAUGUGCACAGAUCUCUCUUCAUCGAGGAAGCUUCCAGAAAUCCAACAUCCGAAAUUUGCUGCCAAACGGAGGUGGACAUGCAGCAAACCCAAACCCAGCAAUAUGCUUCGAGAGGCAGUCAUGUCCACCUCCGACAAAUUGAUGGUGGAACCCCCGUCUGCGUACCCCAUCACUCCAUCCAGCCCUCUGUACACCAACACAGACAGUCUUACUGUGAUCACUCCAGUCAAAAAGAAGCGGGGCCGACCAAAGAAGCAGCCUUUGCUUACAGUUGAAACCAUUCAUGAGGGUACCUCCACCAGCCCGGUCAGUCCCAUCAGCCGAGAGUUUCCUGGCACCAAGAAAAGAAAGAGACGGCGCAACUUAGCCAAGUUGGCCCAGCUAGUGCCGGGAGAGGACAAACCCAUAAGUGAGAUGAAAUUUCACAAAAAAGUUGGAAAGCUCGGUGUGUUGGAUAAAAAGACCAUCAAGACUAUCAAUAAGAUGAAGACGCUCAAAAGAAAGAAUAUCUUGAACCAGAUCUUGUCCUGCUCCAGCAGCAUUGCCCUGAAGGCCAAAGCUCCCCCGGAAACCAGCCCUGGGGCAGCAGCCAUUGAAAGCAAACUGGGCAAGCAGAUUAAUGUCAGCAAGAGAGGAACCAUCUACAUUGGCAAGAAGAGGGGCAGGAAGCCAAGGGCGGAGCUGCCACCCCCAUCUGAAGAACCCAAAACAGCCAUCAAGCACCCAAGGCCUGUUUCUAGCCAGCCGGAAGUCCCAGCCGUGCCUUCCAACUUUCAGUCCCUUGUGGCAUCUUCACCAGCAGCUAUGCACCCACUCUCUACGCAGUUAGGUGGGUCCAAUGGCAACCUGAGCCCCGCCAGCACUGAAACCAACUUUUCAGAGUUGAAAACUAUGCCAAAUCUCCAGCCCAUCAGUGCUCUUCCAACCAAAACCCAAAAGGGAAUUCACAGUGGAACCUGGAAGCUAUCUCCACCCAGGCUGAUGGCCAACUCCCCGUCACACCUCUGUGAGAUUGGCUCACUCAAGGAAAUCACGCUGUCCCCUGUGAGCGAAUCCCACAGCGAGGAGACAAUCCCCAGUGACAGUGGCAUCGGGACAGACAACAACAGCACGUCUGACCAGGCGGAGAAGAGUUCAGAAUCCCGACGGAGGUACUCUUUUGACUUCUGCUCCCUGGACAACCCAGAGGCCAUUCCGUCCGACACCAGCACAAAGAACCGGCAUGGCCACCGGCAAAAGCAUCUCAUCGUGGACAAUUUUCUGGCCCACGAAAGUCUCAAGAAGCCAAAGCACAAGAGGAAACGGAAGAGCCUGCAAAACCGCGAUGACCUCCAGUUUCUGGCAGACCUGGAGGAGCUCAUCACCAAGUUCCAGGUGUUCAGGAUCUCCCACCGGAGUUAUACCUUUUACCACGAGAAUCCAUAUCCCAGCAUUUUUCGGAUUAAUUUUGAUCACUACUACCCGGUGCCAUAUAUCCAGUAUGACCCGUUGUUCUAUCUUCGCAGGACUUCAGACUUGAAGUCAAAGAAGAAGCGUGGUAGGCCUGCAAAAACCAAUGACACCAUGACAAAGGUGCCUUUUUUACAAGGGUUCAGCUACCCUAUUCCCAGCGGAAGUUACUAUGCACCCUAUGGAAUGCCUUACACAUCAAUGCCUAUGAUGAACCUUGGCUAUUACGGUCAGUACCCAGCUCCUCUGUACCUGUCACACACGCUCGGAGCAGCGUCUCCAUUCAUGAGGCCAACAGUGCCACCACCUCAGUUCCAUGCGAGCUCCCACGUAAAGAUGUCCAGUGCAGCUAAGCAUAAAGCAAAGCACGGAGUGCACCUGCAGGGACCCGUCAGCAUGGGACUCAAUGACAUACAGCCUUCCCUGAACCCGCCCAAGGUCAGCAAUGCUGGACUAUCUGGUGGUCGGCUCCACAAGAGAAAACACAAACACAAGCAUAAGCACAAGGAAGACCGAAUCCUGGGGACCCAUGACAACCUGAGCGGGCUCUUUGGAGGCAAAGCCACCAGCUUCUCCAGCCACAUUCUGAGUGAGCGACUAGGUGGUGUGGACAAGGAGCUCCCGCUGGUGACAGAGAAGAACAAGCAUAAGGAGAAACAGAAGCACCAGCACAGCGACGCCAGCCACAAAGCCUCCAAGAACAACUUCGAGGUGGACACCCUGUCUACGCUGUCACUUUCAGAUGCCCAGCAUUGGACGCAGGUCAAGGACAAAGGUGACUUGGGCAGUGAGCCUGUGGACUCAUGCACUAAAAGGUACUCUGGCAGUGGCGGGGAUGGUGGCAGCACGAGAUCAGAGAGCCUGGACGUGUUCAGUGACAUGAACCCUUCGAGUGACAAGUGGGACAGUGACAUGAGUGGGAGUAAAAGGAGGAGCUAUGAAGGCUUUGGGACGUACAGGGAGAAAGACAUCCAAGCCUUCAAGAUGAGCCGCAAGGAGAGAAGUUCCUAUGACUCCUCCAUGUCUCCAGGAAUUCCAAGUCCCCACUUAAAAGUGGACCAGACCACAGCGCAUAGCAAAAACGAGGGCUCAGCAUCUGCCAUGAUGACCAGAAAGAAGCCAACUGCAGUUGACAGUGCUUCCAUCCCGCCGGCCCCAGUGUUGUCUCUCCUCGCUGCAUCCGCAGCUACGUCGGACACAGCCAGCGCCUCCUUGAAGAAGCGGUUCAAGCGGCGGGAGAUCGAAGCCAUCCAGUGCGAGGUUCGGAAGAUGUGCAACUACACCAAGAUCCUGUCCACCAAGAAGAACCUGGACCACGUGAACAAGAUCCUGAAGGCCAAGCGGCUGCAGAGACAAUCAAAGACAGGCAACAACUUCGUCAAGAAGCGGCGCGGGCGGCCCCGGAAGCAGCCCACCCAGUUCGAUGAGGACCCCAGAGACCAGAUGCCGGUGCUGGAGAAAUGCAUCGACCUGCCCAGCAAGCGCGGCCAGAGCGGGGGUGGGGGGGGGUCUGGGCCUCUGCGCCUGCGCGGAGAGAACUGCCACCUUGGAAGUGCAGCGAGCUGGGUGGGGGCAGAACUCCCCCUGCAGGGACGCGAGGCCCCUCUCUCCGGAAGCUGGGCGGGCAGAAUGGGGCCAGAGGAUGGGGCUGAGCUCUGGGGAAAUCGAGGCAGGGCCGCCCCUCCACAAGUUCGUCGGCGCGACACAGCAGUUCCCAGCCAGGUGGCACUUCCUUGUGGCCAGACCCUUUCCAUGCCCGGGCGAGAGCGAGACCCGUCGGGGAGGAGAGAGCUCGGGGUACGCCCCGUGGCCGCCUGCCCGCCCACCUCCUCUCGCCCAGGUGCGCCCUUGAGUCGCGUUUCUUUUGCUGGCCGGAAAGAUCCGAGGGGGAAAACACCCCGGAUUAGGAAACAUUCCAAGGCGUGA
Molecule: messenger RNA, 5135 nt
Organism: Carlito syrichta (Philippine tarsier)
Lineage: Eukaryota; Metazoa; Chordata; Mammalia; Primates; Tarsiidae
Gene: SETBP1
Product: SET binding protein 1
Exons: 7
Coding region: 240-5135 (1631 amino acids)
Molecular function (GO): DNA binding
Source: RefSeq, a predicted model, not a curated record